GCGGUGCAAACCUUGUUAUGGCUUCGAGCCUGGGUUACACUUUCAGAAGUAGGGUUUCAAGACACUGUUGAGGUUUUAGACAAAGCUCAAUGAAAAAAAAAAAAAAUAGGGUUUCAAGACAGGGUUAAGUUUUGAACGUGUGGUUUCAAACUAGCGUAAGUCUUAUCGAUUGAUCGAUUGGUUGACUUACUGCCGUGUGGUGAAUAAUUCCAGUAAGAGGUCCAUGCGGACUUCCCCAUUCUUGGGAAUCGUCACGUUUAUUUGUGCCUAAAAAGCAUUUUGAGAGUUUGAUGAUGCACCCCGACCAGCUGUGUGUGGAUCGGAUGGCUAGCGUUGUUGCGCGUGCCAACGAUUUUCUCCGAAAUUCAGCCCACUUCCUGCCAAAAAACACCCACGCUGGGAAUAUGAAAAUAUACAAAACAACGUUUCAUGUAUGCUGCUGCUGACAAUCAUAUAGGCAUCGCUAAAAUUCAAUCAAUCCAUCAAAUUUUAUUUGUAUAACACCUUUCAUUCAUAGAAAUGCAACCCCAAGUGCUUCACGGAGAUAAAAACUAAUCAUUGUUAAAGAGCAAAAUUGGCAUUAUAUACAAUUCAUCUUUUCCCCACUUUUUUUCGUAUUUUUACAUCCAAUAAUUUAUAUCUAAAUUGUUUUUUCUCGUAUUUGUGUAUUAGUCAUCUAAUACUUUUAAUGUUGUAUAAGUGUUAUUUACAUUGUUAUAGUCGUGUAUUUUUCACAAAAUAUUGUCUAAUAUUUGUAUCAUUUAACUAUUGUAAUAUUUGUUUUUCCUAUUUUUCAUGUAAUGUCUAAUGUGUUAUUUACUAAUUUGUUGUUUAAAUAUGUUGUGUUGUGUAAUAUUUUGCACAUGUAAUAUUGCCUAAUAUUUUGUAUUAUUAACUCAUAUCUUUUAACAUAUUUAAUUACAGAUUUUUACGUUUUAGUCGUUGUGUAUUUUAUUGUAUCAUAAUGAAAUGAAAUCAUGAUAUUGCUUUGACGUCCAAGUCCUCGCUUUUAUAUCUCCCCAUAUCUCGUUUUUAUUUAUAUUUUGACAAAUUGUUGAACUUUCCGGUUGUUGUAGCUUCGUGUUAGAUUCGUAAAAAAAAAAAAAGAAUCUCCCAAUCUGAUUGGUUCAUUCCGCUGUGACGUUUACAGAAAGUGGCCACAGAGCCUUAAAUCAUCUCAUAUCUUCUUAUUUUAUUGUUAUUAUUAUUUUGUUAGAAAUGUCAUUUUACUGUCACAUUUGUCUCGUUAUAUAUGUGUACGUUAAUUUCCAAUACUUUAAUUUGAAUAAAGUCAAAAGAUUCCCUCGAUCUGAUUGGUUUCUUCCGCGCUGACGUAAUAGGAAGUGGCCGCCACAACGACCGGAAUCAUAACAUUGCUUUUACGUCCAACUCCUCGCCCUUAACUCGUUUCAUAUCUCUUUUUUUUUUUUAUCCAAUGUUAUACUUCCGGACGGUUGUGCCUUAACUUCUGACUUGUUGUAAAAAAAAUGUCAAAUGUUUUUUUUUGUUGGCUAGCUAACGAGCAGGAUAGCUACUCUGCAACGUAAAUUCUACUAUUCGUUCAUCCCUAACUGACAAUUCGCAACUUUCAUUUUACGCGAAACUCACGCCGUGUAUUAUUUGAAUGUAUUAAAUGUAAAAGUAUCGGUGUGUUUUAAGGGUAAAGUUCAUAGGGAGUUGUUUUGGUUUGUGUUUCAAAUGAACGAAAGGGUAGCUACGUGACCCUCCAAGCCUCCUCCUCUUCCCCCCAAAGAGUCUUUUUGUUUUUGUUGUUGUUGUCGUCGUCUUUUUGUCGGGGAUGCCUCGACUGGAAGAGCUGGCAAACGUGGCCCUGAGGGUGCCCAGCAUCCUCGCGCUGGACCUGCUGUACAAGUAUGACAUUGUGGGCUUAACGGAGCACCUCAGGGCCAAAAACGAACACAUGUUCUGCAAGUACCGAUGGGUCAUCUGCGACAUGUUCUACAUUGGUCACCUGUUGAUCAUGCUGUUGCUGCUGCUGCCUCUGAGACACAUCGUGAGCGUCUACCUCCACGUUCUCGUCGCCAUGCUUCUCUUCGUGGGACACCAACGCUCAAAGGAAUACGUCCUGGAGGAGCUGCUGGCCUGCCGCCAGGGGGCGCUCUCCUUCGACCGCAAUGCCUUCAAAAGAUUCGUUUGGGCCCUCACAUGUCAGAUCAUCCUGAGCACGCUGUGCGCUUUCCUGAUGAAAACGCGGAAGGUGUGGCUCUUCUCGGCGCCCGUGCUCCCCCUGCUGGCCCGCCUCGGCGGCCCCCCUCCGCCCGAGCUUCUCGCCGUCUCCGGCUUCGCCACGACGCUCACCGAGGUCGCCGUCGGCCUCUUCCUGCUCUUUGGGCUCUACCGCCUCACCGAGGCGGCGCUGUCGCUCAAGCUGGAGGUGAUGGCACUGACCCGCCUGCUGGCGGUGGGUAUCUCCCUGUGGACCCAGUUUGCCGUGCCGGUCCUCUUUAGCGUCUUCUGGUUGGUCCUCUUCGCAGUCCACCUGUGCUCCAACGUUGUGUCCGGCGCCGCCUCGUCCGCCGCCCAUCAGGGUGUCCUGUUCUUCCUUCUCACUGGUGUUUCCGAAUGCUGUGCCACGCCGUACUCCCUGUUGGGUCUGACGUUCGUGGUGUCCUACUCGGCUCUGGGCCUGCUCAACCUCUGCAAGGUGUUCCUGGGGGGCUACGACGGCGUGCACAACGACAACGUCAUGCAAAGGGGGGUGACGGAAGGCGUGACGCUGCUGCUGCUCGCCCUGCAGACGGGCCUGCUGGGCAUGCAGAGCAUGCAGCGCACCUUCCUGCUCAGCAUCAUCCUCUUCAUCGUGGCCACGUCCACGCUGCAGUCCAUGGGCGAGCUCACCCACCCGGUCGUCCUCGCCCUGGCCGCCUCCCGCAACAGGAGCGUGUGUAAGCACCUGCGUGGGCUCAGCAUGUGUCUUCUUCUCCUGGUCUUCCCAGUGUUCAUGGCGUAUAAGAUUUCACAGUUCUUCCACAUGGACUUCUGGCUCCUCAUUUUGGUGGCUGGUUGCAUGCUCACCUCCCUCCAGGUUACGGGCACGCUGUUCAUCUACUCCCUCUUCAUGGUGGAGCUGUUCCGCAGCGAGCCCAUGGAGAACCUGGACGAGGUGAUCUAUUGGGUGAACGCCGUUAGCCGGGUGUUGGAGUUCGUGGUGGCGCUGUGCGUGGUGGCGUACGGCGCAUGGGAGUCACUGUUGGGCGAGUGGAGCUGGAUGGGCGCCUCGGUCAUCAUCAUCCACUCGUACUGCAACGUGUGGCUGCGGGCGCAGUCGGGUUGGCGCAGCUUCCUGCUCCGGCUGGAGGCGGUCAAGAAGAUCAACUCGCUGCCUCGCGCCACGCCGCAGCAGCUGAGGCGGCACAACGACGUCUGCGCCAUCUGCUUCCUGGAGAUGAAGUCUGCAGUGGUCACGUCCUGCGACCACUUGUUCCACGCCAACUGCCUGAGCAAGUGGCUCCACGUGCAGGGGACGUGCCCCAUGUGCCACCAGACAAUCCCGGCUCAUCCGCCCACCCGGCACGGCCCGGAGACGGACGCCGGCGCCCCUUUGGAGGAAGCCGUUGACUUGGAGGAGGAAGACGUCAACUCGGAGGAGGAUCCCGAUGACGGUCCAGACGAGGAGAUAGUUAUUUGAAUUUGUGACUUUUUUUCCCCAUUUUUUUCCUUUCCAUUUUUCACAGAUGCUAUAGGAAAUUCUCUUUUCUUGUUGGCCGUUUGACCGACGCUGAAACUGAUCUGCGGACCCCAGAAUUACAAAUGGAAUAGUACAGUCAUCUUCGGUCGGUCACAUGCUAACAUACAAACGGAAAAACAAAUGCAAAUAUGAUUAUGAUUUUUUUUUUUUUUGUAUUUGAGGAAUUUAUUAUUAUAAUGGUUAUUAUUUUUACUAUCAUUAUUUUCAUACAAUUUGACUGACACUGGAAAAAACAGCUUCCCAACCCCUGAAUUAGAAGCUAUUGCAUGCUAACUAACAACAGUAAAAAAACACACACGAACAUGGUCCUGUUUUAUUUUAU
Molecule: messenger RNA, 4031 nt
Organism: Phycodurus eques (leafy seadragon)
Lineage: Eukaryota; Metazoa; Chordata; Actinopteri; Syngnathiformes; Syngnathidae
Product: RING finger protein 145
Exons: 10
Coding region: 1799-3649 (616 amino acids)
Cellular component (GO): endoplasmic reticulum; endomembrane system
Molecular function (GO): ubiquitin protein ligase activity
Source: RefSeq, a predicted model, not a curated record